AUGUUACUGAACAAGAAUGUUAGAUCCAAACAAACUCUAGGAACAUUUGCUGGUGUAUUUUGUCCAGUAGCCAUGGCUAUGUUCAGUACAUUACUUUUCCUUAGAUUAGGAUUUGUUUUAGGGCAAGCAGGAUUAAUAGAAGCUUUGUUGAUGUUCAUGUUGGCUUAUCUCAUAAUGAUUUUGACCAUUUUAUCUAUUUGUGCUGUUUCAACGAAUGGAGCCAUUGAGGGGGGAGGAGCAUACUUUAUGAUCAGCAGAGCCUUGGGCCCAGAGUUUGGAGGAGGUAUUGGUUUUUUAUUUUUUUUAGCUCAGGUAGUCAGCUGUGGCCUUUACACUUCUGGUCUCGUUGAAGCACUAACUGCCAACUUCGGACAUAACGGUACCCUGAUUGCAGUGGGAGGACAGGGCUUGCCAGUGUCAUAUUGGUGGAACUACUUGUAUUCAUCUUUGUCACUGCUCAUAUGUUUGACUAUUUGCCUUAUCGGAGGUCAUCUUUAUGGUAAAACUAAUGUCUUCACCUUUCUGAUUGUGAUUAUAUGUGGCUCAUCUGUGAUAAUUAGCAUGCUUGCAAAGGGUGGUAUGUGCGUGCAGUACCCAACGGGGAACAACAAAUCAACGUGGGCCCUUGAUGAAGGGACACUGUAUCCAAAUUGUACACCAAACACUGCUCCAUAUACUGGACUCAGUUCAGCAACAUUCAAAGAAAAUCUUGAGAGCUCGUAUGUUGAAGAUUAUAGUACAGGCAAGCAGAUGAACUUUGCAGUUGUUUUUGCAGUUUUAUUCAGCAGUGUCACUGGAAUCAUGAAUGGAGCCAACAUGUCAGGCGAGCUAAAGAAUCCAAGUAAAGCAAUUCCACGAGGGACAAUUGGUGCUGCCCUCUUCACCUUGAGUACUUUCAUCAUUAUUUUGCUUCUUUGUUCAGCCACUGCUUCCAAGGAAUUGUUAAUCGGUAAUUAUAAUUUUCUACUGUCUGUGAAUUUGUGGUCUCCAUUUGUUGCCAUCGGCCUGUUUGCUGCCACCCUCUCUGCUGCCCUCGGCAACCUCAUCGGUGGGUCACGGAUAUUAUUUGCUCUUGCUAAGGAUAACAUUUAUGGUAUUCUGCUGAAGCCUGCCUGUGUGACCACCAAAAAUGGAAAUCCAGUUGUCGCAGUUUUAAUCUCCUGGUUCCUCACGCAGUUGGUCCUACUGAUAGGAUCGUUGAACAACAUUGCUCCCAUGUGUUCUGAGAUGUUCCUGCUGGCUUAUGCCAUGACCAACCUGGCUUGCUUGGCACUUGAACUCACUUCAGCUCCUAAUUUUAGACCCAUGUUCAAGUAUUAUUCAUCUCUAACCUCUCUCCUUGGUUUGGCUGGCUGCAUCGUGAUGUGCUUUUUUAUAAAUUAUGUUUAUGCACUGAUAGCUCUGUCGUGUCUGAUCAUACUGGUUGUUGCCCUUCAUAUGAGGGGCUUCGAAAACAACUGGGGUUCCAUUAGUCAGGCCUUGAUAUUUCAUCAAGUUCGAAAAUAUCUUUUGCUAUUAGAUUUUAGAAAGGAUCACAUAAAAUUUUGGAGACCUCAGAUGCUUUUAUUAGUAGCCAAUCCUCGAAUGAGCAGCCAACUUAUUGAUUUUAUAAAUGAUUUGAAGAAAAGCGGCUUGUACAUUGUUGGUCAUGUUAAAGUCGGAAAUCUUGAUAAUGAUGAAACAGACCCUCUUCAAAAUGAGUACCUUAUCUGGGUUAAAUUGAUAGAAAAGUUGAACGCUAAAGCAUUUGUUGAAUUAACGAUGUCUUCGUCGAUCCGUCAAGGUAUUCACCAUUUAAUUAGAAUUUCUGGUAUUGGUGGAAUGAAACCAAACACAGUCUGUUAUGGCUUCUAUGAUGACUCUAUGCCCGUAGAUACAUUAAAAAAAUUCAUUCCACAAACUAACAGUAGAAAAAUGAAUAUUAUGAAACUCUAUACGAGGAACGAGAUGCGAGCACAAGAGCAGGACGCGUUUGACAUUUUCAACCAUGUCAAUACAGAAAAAUCAUUUUCUAAACUUGAGUACGUACUGAUGAUUCGAGAUGCCAUAAAGUUGAAGAAAAAUGUUUGCCUUUUCAGACAUUUUCAUCUUCUGGAUAAAAUUAAAAUUGAAAGCUAUUCCGAGAAAAUGUUUAUCGAUGUAUGGCCCGUUAAUUUUUUUAAUUUAAAUUCAACAUCGGUAAAUUUUGAUAAGACGUGCUUAUUUUUGCUGCAACUGGCAUGCAUACUUCAUAUGGUACCUGGUUGGAGGAAACACACGUCCUUGAGAAUAUUUGCCUGCUGUCAGAAUUCCUCUUCAGAAAUGAAGCGCAUUGAGUCCCUAUUAGUUGACUUCUUGAACCUUUUUAGAAUUAGGGCCGAAAUCAAAGUGGUUGAAAUAGACGAUUUAAUGCAUCAUAUGCACAUAUCUUCAGACUUCACAUCCAAUUCGGAUCCAAUAUUCUCUGAUAGUUAUAUACAACAAGUAAACGAAAUAUUAAAAAGUCAAUCUUCAAAUACUGCAGUACUUUUUCUUUAUUUGCCCACUGUACCAGAUUCAGAAAGAAAACAGGUAAUAUAUUACAGGCAACUAGAAUUAUUAACUCAAGAGAUUCCACCUACCGUUCUGGUUCACGGUCUACAACCAGUUAUUUGUACUAGCCUUUAA
This is a messenger RNA of Helobdella robusta, 2646 nucleotides long. RefSeq lists its product as hypothetical. The transcript is spliced from 11 exons. Gene Ontology annotation, molecular function: potassium:chloride symporter activity. Lineage: Eukaryota; Metazoa; Annelida; Clitellata; Rhynchobdellida; Glossiphoniidae. Gene Ontology annotation, cellular component: membrane. Gene Ontology annotation, biological process: potassium ion homeostasis; chloride ion homeostasis; chloride transmembrane transport. The record is from RefSeq and is a predicted model, not a curated record. The coding region runs from base 1 to 2646 and encodes 881 amino acids.